AACAUGUUCUUCAAAUAUGCUUUAUUCUUUGUUAAUGAUUUUCAAACAAUCGUUUUCGCGAAUCAUGGAUUUUGAAUGCGUUGCCACAGCUUUCGCUUACGCUUCGCAAAUUUUCGUUUGCUGUUUUGGCACAAACUUCUCGUGGGGGCGGGCUUAACAGCGAUCUACUCUGAUUGGCUAAUGAGAUUUUGAUGGACAGUUGCUCUCUAACCUGGAAGCACAGACGGUGACGUCAGUGGAGCGCAUAUCAAAAAGUUGUUGCGGUGUGCAAUACGUCGUGCCUUAUGUUAAGUAUUAUUGUUAGUAUUUUACCUACGGUCGGCUCUUUCUAAAGAUGGCCUCCCGGGAGAGACACGGAGCGGCAUCAUCUUCCACCUCAUCUUGUCCCUCAGGGCAGCUUGAAGUAAGUUCGUGUUGCUAAAGUAACGUUUAUCAAUAACAUCAAUCAAAGUUUUAUUCAUGUACAGUGUGCAACAGUUCUGGCUUUAUUUAACACUUUUAUUGUUUAAAUGUUGUGUUUAGAAACGUUAUACAUUUUUGGUUUAUUGUGUAAAAACGUUUAAUGUAUAUCAAGAUACAGUGUAUAUAUAUCAAUAUAAAAUAGAUAUUGCCUUUUCUUUUAAUGCUACUUGGUCAGGACCAAAGACAAGUCACUUUUCCAGGUAGGCACUGAAUGAUUGCAUAUAAAUUCUAAAGCUUACAGAAAGCUUAUCUGAUGCCCAAGAGUUCUCUCAGAUGCCUAAAGCUGAAUGUAAGAAAUGCUUUAAAUCUAUGCCACUACAGAUUCUUGCUCUGCACGUGAAGGAAUGCAACACUGCUGAAUAUGAGAAACUUUCAGACUCAGAACCAGAGCUGUCCAAUCUACCUCCUGAUUCACCCGAUUUAUCUCCUGCUACUGAAGAAAAGAGUUGCUGGGGAAAUAUUUGCCAUCGAGGAGACUUCAGACCUGUCGAAAUACAGUGAUCAAAUAAUGAGCUGUGGCUACACUGGCCCUAUAAAUGAGCAAAACAAGGAGAAUAUAAAGAGAGCAAUUGCAAUGCAUGCCGCUGCUCGACGGACUCGUAUGCUUCAACAGCUCCGUGAGGGUCUCCAACUUUACCGUCUAGUGGAUAUCAUGGAGAAGAACAAAGAAGUUUGCCGUAGCCACUUUGUUUUUGAAGGUGGCAAUGAUCAGGUGGACUCUCAAUACAUCGUAUCACAUCUUGACCCCAAAAUGAGUGAGAGUGGCACUCUAAAGCACAGCAAAGAAAUGCAAAUCUUGAAUAACUUCCAGGAUUUUCUUAUGGAACUCGAAGAUGGAGAUCCUGAGGAUGAGGAGGCACUUUGUGUGUCAAAAGUAAUGCAGUGGCUGUCUGGUCAAGCACACGUGCAUUUGCUUCUUUCAGAAAGACAAGCUUUUAAAAUCACUGUUCUAUUUGACCAUACAUGCAUGGAACGUAUGCCAGACCACAGAAUUUGCUACCCUGUGGACAGUGCAUGGACCCAGACAAUCACAUUUCCCACUGCACAUUCAACAAGUUUAAAUCAAUUUAAAGAAAACAUGAGAAUUGCAGUGCAAUAGGGAGCUUACUUUUACAGGGUUUAGAACAGAUUUGUUAAUACACUUCUUUGUCCUUUUAAUUGGACUUGGAGCUUUUGAAACAAGAGAGAGACACUAUACUUUGUCAUUUGUUUUAUUUUUGAAAGAGUGGCUUAUAAGAUUUCAAAACAUUGCUAUGACAUUAGUUUUACAUAAACAUUACAUGUGUAUUCUUGUGAAUUAAAUUUCUGAUGG
Molecule: messenger RNA, 1774 nt
Organism: Danio rerio (zebrafish)
Lineage: Eukaryota; Metazoa; Chordata; Actinopteri; Cypriniformes; Danionidae
Source: RefSeq, a predicted model, not a curated record